Molecule: messenger RNA, 1716 nt
Organism: Nelumbo nucifera (sacred lotus)
Lineage: Eukaryota; Viridiplantae; Streptophyta; Magnoliopsida; Proteales; Nelumbonaceae
Source: RefSeq, a predicted model, not a curated record
UAUCCCGGACUACUCUCUCUCUCUCUCUCUCUCUCUCUCUCUCUCUUGUUUAUGUUUUCGGUUUUCUGGUCCUAAACAAGGAAGACGAAUCGUUGUCAUUGGAAAGCCAGAAUCCAGGUUAAUUUGUUUCCACCCAGAAGGCCAGAACCCAGUUUCUCUUCAUUAAAUAUCAUCCUCCUCCAUUUUCCGCUCGUUAAUCUCUCCUAUUUUGCUCGAGCUCUGUUGCGUUAUUUUCAUUUGUUCUGUUUUGAUCUUUGGUACAUCUUUAAUCCGCUGUUCUUGACUGGUGGAGGGUUGCAGUUGGUCACAUAUGUGGAUGUUUUAGUGUUUCAUGGAAGAUGAAGAUACCGAAUUGCGUGUCAGUACUGGCAGACCCUAAAAGUAGGAGAUCAUGUCUUUGCAGUCUUCUCCCUACAGCUUUGUUACUUUUCCUAGUUUUCUUCAUAGGGAGUGCAUUCAUUGCGACUGAUUACAAAGUGAAAUUAACUAGAUGGGGAAUGGUUGACAAUGUGCAGAAUAUUGAAUCUAAUAAGUGUGAGAAUGAAUGUAGGCCUUAUGGAAGCGACGCAUUGCCUAGAGGUAUUGUUUCCAGUACAUCGAAUUUGGAAAUGCGGCCAUUAUGGGGUUCCCCUAAGAAAAAGAACGAUGCAAAACCUCCGAGGAGCUUGUUGGCCAUUGCAGCUGGAAUAAAGCAGAAGGAAAAUGUCAAUAAAAUGGUUAAAAGGUUUCCAUCAAAUCAAUUUGUUGUGAUGCUUUUCCAUUAUGAUGGCAUUGUUGAUGAAUGGAUGGACUUAGAAUGGAGUGACCGGGCCAUACAUGUAUCAGCAAUCAAUCAAACUAAAUGGUGGUUUGCCAAGCGUUUCAUGCAUCCAGAUAUACUCCCUGAGUACAAUUACAUUUUCCUUUGGGAUGAGGACCUUGGAGUAGAAAACUUCAAUCCUGAACGGUAUAUUUCAAUCGUUAAAGAUGAAGGACUGGAGAUAUCACAACCAGCUCUAGAUCCUUCUAGAUCAGAGGUUCAUCAUCAAAUUACUGUACGUGGAAGGAGAUCAAGAGUGCACAGGAGGAUAUACAAAAACAGGAGAUGUGAUGGAAACAGUACUGCCCCUCCAUGCACUGGAUGGGUAGAAAUGAUGGCUCCCGUGUUUUCAAGAGCAGCGUGGCGAUGUGCAUGGUAUAUGAUCCAGAAUGACUUGAUCCAUGCAUGGGGCUUGGACAUGCAACUUGGUUACUGUGCACAAGGUGAUCGAACAAAAAAUGUUGGUGUGGUGGAUUCUGAGUACAUAGUUCAUCAGGGUCUCCCUACACUUGGGCGAUUUGAUGAAAAUAAGCCAAGUUCUGAAGUAUUUGAUCAUGAUUCUCCAACUAAGRACUUACGGAGAGUUGGUGCACAGCCUCCAUCUGGGAACCAUUUGAAUAAUGAUAGAUCUGCGGUGAGGAGACAGUCCUACAUUGAAUUGGAGAUCUUUAAAAAUAGAUGGAAGAAGGCAGUGGAGGAGGAUCAAUGUUGGAUUGAACCUUUUCAAACACCAGAAAAGCAGUAAGCAGUAGGUAGUGCUGGUUUAUUGGAUCUUCAUAAAUCCUACAGAGUGCAAUGUCGGUCAAAACCAAUAUACAUAAUUUUGCAUAGUACAAGCAUGCGUCAAGCAACAUUAAAAAUACAAGUACAGCUGACAGAAAAGCAUGGUGGUGAUAUAUACAGGGCUCAAGAACGGA